Molecule: messenger RNA, 1103 nt
Organism: Durusdinium trenchii
Lineage: Eukaryota; Dinophyceae; Suessiales; Symbiodiniaceae
Source: the annotation of a GenBank genome assembly
AGUCUUCUCCAUGAUCUCUUGAGCACGGCACAAUGGCUCAGGCCUUCCGAAAACGCACCCGAGUGGUGGAGGCCUUGCCACCAUAUGACUUAGCCAAAUCCAAGCUGGUAAAUUUUGACCUGUUUGGAGAGUUACGGCGUGCGCACGCUGAUGAGGCACGGCGACACUACGCUUGUCUCACCACCCCAAAUGUGGGUUUGGUGGAGCGAAAAUGUCCGUAUGGUGCACCGCUGCCAAAGAAGACCAGCAAAACAAAGCUCAUGUCGAAGUCGCUGCCACAGCUCCCUUCUUUGGAGCCUUCUGCAGAAGUGCCAAAGCCCAAGAGGAUACCGGGCUUGCAGCUCCUGGAGAUUCCAUACGAUCCCACCACCUUUCCCAGUGAACAUGCAGAACGCAUAAACCUUCUUGAGAGCCAAAUCGCCGAGAAGGAGCUGAGCUUGGAGAACCCACCGCUGCGGAAGGUCAAUGGCCCGAGCUUUGACUUUGAUCACUUGCCCCAGGGUCAAAGCUCCGAAGCGAGGAUGCAGUACUUUCCUCGAAGCACAACAAUUAUCAGAGAUAUUGGCUGUGGAAAGGACCCGCGUUUUUGCAGACCCUGGGGUCCAUAUGAGCAGCACCGAGAGGCCUAUUGGAGGCAAACCAUUGCUUUAUCAUCCAAGGCAUGAAUGCACUGGAGGAGGACACCACAUUGGUGAGCCCAUGUGAGCCGUCUUGCUGCAUGGAGCAGGACCAAUCUGUCAGACUCCAAGCGCCAAGCAAUUGGUUUUGCGACAAUUGCAAUGUAUAUAGAACUGCUUGGAGUAUGAGCCAUGCACCAGAUGUGGCUCGAGCUUCUCCACCUCCCUGGAAUACCAGAAAUCUGUGUUUUGAUUCUCUACUUGUAACAAAAGGAGACGAGGGAGACUCAAAGUGCAAUAACUUUGGUGCGCCAAGCCAACUCCAUGGCUUGAAGGUAUCACGUUGUUUCAGCAGCAUCUUCCAAAUGGAAUGUGAGCUGCAUGCCGGUGUAUCGGCACGACAGAGAAACCAAAGUUGUUUUCAAAGGGCCUCGUGCGAUCUGUCGAGGAAUGCAGGAUGGAGAUGCUUGGCAACCUCCAGUGUCC